Naumovozyma castellii is the source of this 789-nucleotide messenger RNA. RefSeq names its product NAD(P)H-dependent oxidoreductase. The record is from RefSeq and is a predicted model, not a curated record. The transcript has a single exon. Bases 1 to 789 code for a protein of 262 amino acids. Lineage: Eukaryota; Fungi; Ascomycota; Saccharomycetes; Saccharomycetales; Saccharomycetaceae.
AUGAAAGUUUUUAUUGUAUUUGCACACCCAGAUAGACGUUCUUUUAACGGAUCCUUAUUAAAAGAAACUAUUGGACAAUUUGAAGCAGAUGGUCAUGAGGUAAGGGUAACUGAUUUGUACGGACAAAAAUGGAAAGCACAAAUUGAUGAAGAUGAUUUCCCUAUUACUCAUAAAAAAGGUGAGAGACUGCAUAUUGGAAGUGCCUCAGGUGAGGCUUUCGUUAAUAAAGAAUUAACUAAGGAUGUAAUGGAAGAAAUUGAAAAAUUGUUAUGGGCUGAUUUAGUUAUUUUUCAAUUCCCCAUGUGGUGGUUUGGUAUGCCUGCCAUCUUAAAAGGUUGGGUAGAAAGAGUGCUCGUUUGCCAUUUUGGGUACGGUGUUGGAGAGUUUACACCGACUCAUUAUGGUGACCGUUUUGGGGAAGGAACCCUGGAGGGAAAGAAGGCCAUGUUAAUUGUAACUGCUGGUGGAAGAAAAGAUCAUUAUAGUUCAAGAGGUAUCCUUGGUCCAAUUGACCAUUUAUUGUUUCCAAUCAAUCAUGGUGUCUUUUUUUGUACUGGAAUGACUCCUUUACCAGCAUUUGUAACCUAUGGGACAGAUUCUGCCACUGAAGAGGUUUUUGAAAGUUAUGCAAACGAAUUGAAGUGCCUUUUGAAGAACAUUGGAAGUAUUAAACCGAUAAAUUAUAGAAAGCAAAACUCUGGUGAUUAUGACAUUCCAAGUUUGAUUUUGAGGGAGGGUUUAGAAAGACCUGGUGAAACCGGAUAUGACAUUCAUCUUAUUAAAGAUUGA